This is a messenger RNA of Pisolithus orientalis, 327 nucleotides long. RefSeq names its product hypoxia induced protein conserved region-domain-containing protein. The transcript has 2 exons. The record is from RefSeq and is a predicted model, not a curated record. Lineage: Eukaryota; Fungi; Basidiomycota; Agaricomycetes; Boletales; Pisolithaceae. The annotation marks the transcript as partial.
UGGUCUGAAAAAGUUUGGCGUAAAUCAAAGGAGGAGCCGUUGGUCCCCAUAGGUGUCCUCGCCACCACGGGUGCACUGACCAUGGCUAUUCUCAGUUUCCGAAAACGCCAAUCCUGGAACAUGCAAUAUUGGAUGCGUGCGCGUGUUGCCGCGCAAGCCUUCACGGUUGGAGCGAUGUGCGUCUACUACUACAGUAGGAGUCCGGGUGAAGUUGAGAAGACGAGGCAUCUUGACGAAGCCUCGGCGAAACGGGAGCAACGUGAAAAUAAGGAUAGGCAAGAGUUUUUGACGAGACUCAAGGGUGCCGAAAACCAGUGGAAAGCGGAC